Aspergillus mulundensis is the source of this 327-nucleotide messenger RNA. RefSeq lists its product as uncharacterized. Bases 1 to 327 code for a protein of 108 amino acids. NCBI's taxonomy places the organism in Eukaryota, Fungi, Ascomycota, Eurotiomycetes, Eurotiales, Aspergillaceae. The transcript has a single exon. The record is from RefSeq and is a predicted model, not a curated record.
AUGGACAUGACCGUGCAGGAUUUUGGCAAUGAGCCUGUAAAUGCGAACCCAAAAUUCAGUGCCGAUACUGUAAUCAAUGAUGAAGUUCAUCCUCUUCAAGACUUCAUUGCAGAGAUUGCCGAGGUAUUGCUGACUCGUCAUAGCUUGAGGAGAGUCGAGACCACUAGCUUCACCGAGAGCACAAUGCAGGCCACCCAGAAAGGCAGCGGGGAAAGGAAACUUGGAGAAUGGAAUAGACUUGGCGAUAAAGAGGAAGCCGUCAACAAGGACAAAGUACCGGGCACAGAGUGCUUUAUGGAGGAUGUCGGCAAGAAGUGGCCCAGGUGA